GUGACUUAUUCUGAACCACAAGAGCAAGUCUGAGCAUGCGCACUGCAUCGGUUCUAUGGGGACGGGGAGGACAUCACGGAAAAAACGUAGCAGCAGCACCACAAACCCCACGCCGAGAUUUCGUCUCUCCGCUGCGCUGAAAGUGCGCGACGAAAGCGGCCCACGGCGAUGCCCGGUGUGGCGUUAACGUGCGGGACGACCACUUGACAGGCCCGGGCGAGGUCUGAGCCGCUGCCGGGAGGGGAAAUACAUUUCUUCGUAUGGGAGCAGCAUGCGGGAAAUGGUUGGAGGUUGCUGCGUGUGUUCAGACGAGCGAGGCUGGGCUGAGAACCCCCUGGUUUACUGUGAUGGACACGGCUGCAGCGUCGCCGUUCACCAAGCAUGUUAUGGCAUAGUCCAGGUUCCCACCGGUCCGUGGUUCUGUCGGAAGUGUGAAUCGCAGGAGAGGGCGGCACGUGUGAGGUGUGAGCUGUGUCCCCACAAAGAUGGUGCCCUCAAGAGGACAGACAGUGGAGGCUGGGCACAUGUUGUGUGCGCGCUCUACAUCCCUGAGGUUCAGUUUGCCAACGUCCUCACCAUGGAGCCCAUCAUCCUGCAGUACGUCCCGCAUGAGAGAUACAUCAAGACCUGUUAUAUCUGUGAGGACCAUGGGAGAGAGAGCAAGGCGGCCUGUGGAGCCUGCAUGACCUGCAACAGACAGGGCUGCAGACAAGCGUUCCAUGUCACCUGUGCUCAGAUGGCAGGUCUGCUGUGCGAGGAGGAAGGCCCAGAAGCUGACAACGUGAAAUACUGCGGUUACUGCAAGCACCACUACAACAAAAUGCAGAAGAAGUUGCGCUCCAGUGAAAAUACAAGUAGCUCCUUCAGUCAUGCCCGGGCGCGCUCCAGCUCUCCACCACAAGACAAACAUCACCACCACAGACAGAGGAAGAGUCAUAAGGACAAGAUUCGACAAAAAGAGCGCCACAAGAAGUCCUCUGACAGCCUGGGCUCUUCAGUGACGACCAGCAGUAUAGAAAAGAUAUCCUCCAGUCACCACAGCAGCAAGGACAGUGAAGGAAAGUCCAAGAAGCUGAGCUCACACAGUCACGGUCAUCGCAGUAAGAAGACGGGAAGCACUGGCAAGAGCUGCUCCUCCUCCUCGUGCUCCUCUAGUCCCUUCAACACAGGAGGUGGCUCGUUGUCUUCCGCGCAGGAUUUCCAUCCGUUCUCAUCCUCACGCCUGGAGCGUGAACACGAGCAAGGGGCGGACGACCACAGUGGUGAGGAGCGGAAGGAGCGCCACAGGAGGCCAGCUUUCCAGGAGGAGGAGAACGAAAAGGACGAUGAAAAGGAGGAGGACAAAGAUGGGGAGGAGGAGGACAGUAAAUACCAGAAACCACCAGCUUUGACUCCUGCUGAUGGCCCACUGGCGGGGUCACAGGGUCUUGACAGGUCGGAGGGCAACUCAAGCCCUUUUGAGAACAAGGUCACUAUUUCCACCUUUGGGUCCAUCAUGCGCAUUACCUCUUCGUCUGGGCUGGGCGGCAGUAGCAAGAUCCGGAAGAUUUCCUCCUCCGGGGACUACAAGCCCUCCAAGAGUCUUUGUAAACCGUCUCAACUGAGCACGCCGCCCAUCCUAGAGGAGGCGGCCCAGGAGGACAAAGCCACGCCUCCACCACUUCCCAGAGAGAGGAGGCACCGCGGCAACAAGAAGAGCAGCCACGGUCCAGGGCGGCCACGGGGCAGCAAGAACCGAGAGAGGAGGGAAGAGGAGCAUCACCACCAUCAUCACCGCGCAGUGCUGCCCCCUCCAGGCUUAACCUCCUCGCUCUACCCGAGCCCAUCCUCCAUCCCUCACCCCGCCUUUCCCUCCACGCUCCCUCCCACAGCCAUCUCAUCUUCUUCCUCUUCUUUCUCCUCCUCCUCCUCCUCCUCCUCCGCCGGCAUUUUUUCGACAAGCCGUGGCAACUCUCUGCUCAGCUCUGGUAUCUACUCCAGUCUAAAGGACCCUCUUGCACUGGGCGGGGGUGUCUGCAGUACCCCUCUCUCCCUGGGUGGAGGGGUGUGUAACACCUCCUUGUCCCUGGGAGGUGGCAUGUGUAGCACCCCUCUCUCCUCAGGACUCCUUACUUCCCACGUCUCCUCACUUUCACUUCCGUCAGUCAACGCUGUCUCAAACACACAGGUCCAUCCAGGUUCCAGCACAAGCUAUAGCCUGACCUCCACGCAGCCAUUCGCCAGCAGUCUCUCCACGGCCCUGACGCUGCCGCCACUACUGACACAAGCCCAGACCUCACUGCCAGAGUCCGACCUCGAUGACUGUCGCUUCCCGUGUCAGGGGAACUCACCGAGAGAGAGUCUUUUUUCACAGUCUCCUAUGAGCUUUCUUCCUCUUCUGUUUGAGCAGAGGGACGGGUUGAGUGCAGGAGUCAGAGCCCGCCCUGAGAACGUCCCUCCAGCCAGCUCCCACAUCGAGCUCCUGCUGGAGAAACACGGCAAUGGAGAGAUGGGAGUCAACAUUGUGGAGAUGCUCCAGUCGCUCCACUCGCUGCAGCAGGAGAACCAGCGCCUCCAGGACCAGAUCCUCAGCCUGACGGUCAAGAAAGAGCGGCUGCAGCUUCUCAACACAGAUCUGGCCGUGUCUUUCCCGCCACACAUUCAUUCCGCCUACGGCCCCAUGCACACCUCUGCCCAGAUCAACUUCCUGUCAUCCACCCACGACCCCCUGAGCACCAAUAAGAGCCCCCUGUCCAAAAGCUGUUUCCUGAAUGACACCUCCUUUGUUACCUCAUCUGAGGAGCUUCACUCUGGUAGUCCGUCCCGCAGUAGCUCCUCCCUCUCCUUCCAGAGUACUCCUCCUCAGCAGAGCCCUGCCUCCUUUGGCCAGCCCCUGUUGAACGGCCUGAAUCGAGGUUUGAGCGAUGGCUCGGGGCCCAUCAGUCAGGCUGUCGGCUCCUCUUUGCCCACGGUGGGCGGGCUCAUGUCGUCCCUGGCAGGAAGUCCUCAGCUGAAUAUGAACGGCGUGCUGGGCAGUCUGAACGGUGUGAUCCAGUCUCCUGUGCAGAACGCCCCUCAGCCCACAUUCCCCGCUCUGCGCCCCCAGCCUCCACCGCUCAACCCUCAGGGCUUUCAGCUUCCCAAGAGUUUGAGCCCGUCUUCUCUCCUGUCAGAGCAGCAGAAGCAGCAGCUUCUUCUCGAGCAACAGCAGCAGCAGCAGCAGCAGCUCCAGCAGUUCCUCACCUCACAGAACUUCACCCCUGAGCAGCAGGUGAUGGUGUGCCAGAUGCUGCAGCAGCAGAGACAGAGGGAGCUGCAGCGCCUCACGCUGACGGGAGCACUCUCCUCCACCCCAAACUCACCCAUGAUCGCCCAGUCACCUAACCUGCUGUCCUCAGCUACAGCCUCGCCCCUACAGAGCGGCCAGGGAUGCAGCCUCUUUGGCCUUCUGGACAAUGCACUUCACAAGCCUGGGGCUGCAGGGGACAAAGGUGGAGACAAGAAUGGGUGAUGUUUCUUGAUUUCAUAGGAGCAGCUCAAAUGAAGUUAUGGGGCAUCACAGCCCACUUGAAGAACUAAGGUCAACUUACAUGACUUCUGAACAUUUUUUCUUCUGUCAUCUUUAUCUUACACCCUCUUAUGAAUGUAUAACAGGAUGGACUGAAACAUCAAGGUGACAUUUUUCAUGUUUUUUAAUUCUUUAUAUCAGAGGUUCUUAUAGGUUUUUUGUGUAGGCAGCUUUCAGAGAGCAUGAAUACAGUGGUCUCUUCUUAAAUUGCACUAAUUUGUUACUAGACCAAUGGGGCUGCUUAUGAAGGCGGAGCCAGAGUUCCUGCUCAUUCCUGCAGGUGCUGUGUAGGCUUUUGGGAUAAAGUGAGAAUCACAGACGUUGGGCACUUCUUGCAACCUCAACUGUCUUCCUUGAUAUUGUGUCUUCCCUUUGUGUUAACCCCAAAUUUUCAUCCAGAUCUUCUACAUGUUGCAGCUUCUCACAGGCACUUAUUGUGUAAAGGAUACAUAUACUGUCAUUUCUGAUAUAUGGUUAGUGGCAUUUCAACAUUAAGCUAGUUAUUACCUCAGAUGUUUCUGCCACCCAUUUUCCAUUGUUAAUAUUUCGUGCUGAGUCAUUACCGCAAUAGCCUUCACUAGAUUUAAAUGCCCACCAAAAAUAAUGAUGUUAGCUCUAUUGAUUCAUGUAAAUGUAAAAAUGGCACUUAGCCUGUGGAUCCAAAAUGGCGCUAUGGUCCACUAGAAACUGGCAUCAACAAGAAUGUUGAGCACCAGAUUUUAUUCAAAACCACCUUUGAGAGUUUCUAAAGAUGUUUAUAUCUUCCCAGUUGCUAUCGAGAUUAAGCAGACAAAACCAAACAUUUGGAAAUUGUAAGAAAUUAAUAGUUUUUAAACAAGUGUGCACUUUGCAUGUUAGCAAAUUAGCCAUCAACACAGUACCUUCAGAAGGAUGCUCGGUCAGGUCUUUGACAGGUUUUUGAUUUAUGUGAAUAUUUUGCACUCCUCUUCCUGAAGUGUCAUUUUUUAAUGUUACUUCCAUACUUGGAUAUUCCUUUCAUGUUCACACCAACUAGAUGUUCUUUUAGCAAUACUGGAUAGAUGCCUUAAUGAUGCUAGAUGUACAGAGAAAACAUGAGCCCAAAGGCUUACACUCUCUUGUCGUCUUCCUUCUAUAGUGUUUUUUUAUCUUGGGGUGCAUUAGUAAAGUGAAAGCACUCUUCCUAAAUACCCAUUUAUACUUUUGAUAGCUGGCUGAUGAUUUCAAAAGGUGAAAUGUGUAAAUAGCCGUCUAGUAGUAACUAAAGUGUCAAAUGAUUUUCUAUUGUAAUGUUUGUGUUCAGAUGCAAUGAUCUUUAGUUGUUUGUGCUUCAGAGAACUGAGAAACAAGGAUUUACAGUCUAGCGUGUACAGCGAUGUCAUAGGAGACGGCUGGGGACGGCCAAGAUGUAAACUAUUAUUAAAGUUCGGUCGCAACGGUGUGUGAUACAUAGUGUAGCUGUUAUCAGACGGUGUUGUUACUGUUGACCUUCACUGCAGGGCUGUUUGAGCCCAUUUCAUAACUUAAGCCAACGUAGAGAUGAACGUGUCUUUCCUUCCACUUUACUUUAUCAUAUGAUGCCUCUGUUUGGCUUAGUUUUACUAACAAAGGAUACUCACAAAGUAAGGGAUUAUUUUAUUUUAUUUUAUCCUGUGUUUCUCACUUGUUUGCAAUCUUGAACAUGAUCUCCCUUACAUGUGAUAUCUUGAGUGCUAGAAUAUUUAGUUAGCAGCUAAUGUAGACGUCAUAAAGGAACUUCUAGCAGCGCACUAGUCCGUGAUAAAUACUGUAGCAAUGACAAAAGGAGAAUGUUGAUUCUGUUGAUAAAGACAUGAGCCAACACGUUGACAUGACUCCAAGUGUCUGCAAUUGACCAAGUAUGUCCUUAUGAGUCACCUCUCAGUUGAGGCAAUGUCCAGACACACAACCAUGUCCAAGAGAAGUGAUGCGAAGGAUUUCUGAAGCGGUUUCGUUUUCAUGUUGCACUGGGGCGCUUUGGGCCCAACUGUAAAUCGUUUUUAGUACCUUUUUCAAUUUUGUUGGAAUAAGAGUUGUAUACUUUAAUAUGUUUGUGUAAAAACACAUUCAUUCUUUUUAAGCGCUGAAGUUUGGGUAACCAAUGUCGUACUGUGUAUCUUUUAUGUAUUACAUUUAAGCACCUGGCUCUGAAUGAAGUUUGAUGGAGAGGGAAUUACCUAUUGGGAUAUGAAUUGCAUGAAAUGCAGUGACGUCUCAGAUGUGUUGCUAAAUACCAAGUAAUAACAAUGCAUCAUUUUGAAUGCAUUGUUCCCUGGGGAAAAAAAAUUAAAUUAAAUAAGCACUGAAUUUUAAAAAAGGACAAGCAUGUUGUCAUUGUACAGUGUAUUUGUUUGAGAGAAUUGAUCAAAACAAAUUUGACAUUAUUCAGAUUUAAAGCCCUGUAAAGUAUUUUGAUAUUUUUGUGUGUAAAAUUAAAAAGGACCGAUUUAAGACGACUUUUCUUUUGUCAAUAAAUGUAUUUUACUGA
Molecule: messenger RNA, 6032 nt
Organism: Cyclopterus lumpus (lumpfish)
Lineage: Eukaryota; Metazoa; Chordata; Actinopteri; Perciformes; Cyclopteridae
Product: protein AF-17-like
Exons: 20
Coding region: 272-3490 (1072 amino acids)
Biological process (GO): regulation of transcription by RNA polymerase II
Cellular component (GO): nucleus
Molecular function (GO): nucleosome binding; histone binding
Source: RefSeq, a predicted model, not a curated record